Mytilus trossulus (common blue mussel) is the source of this 1837-nucleotide messenger RNA. Its product is annotated as WW domain-containing oxidoreductase-like. The record is from RefSeq and is a predicted model, not a curated record. The transcript has 9 exons. Bases 146 to 1141 code for a protein of 331 amino acids. Lineage: Eukaryota; Metazoa; Mollusca; Bivalvia; Mytilida; Mytilidae.
AAUGUUGUUUUGACAGAGAGUGAGAUACGAUUUUAGUCGGAUUUACACAUUAUUAAUCGCGAUUUUCUGUAUUAAGCUAGCGGUUGAACAAAUUGAACAUCGCUCUCAUGAAUGAUAGCAAGCUGUAGUUUGAAUAGAUUACAAGAUGGGCGGAGGAACCUCAUUUCCAAGAGAGCCAUUAGACAGAAACAAGGUUGUCUUAGUCACAGGCGGUAAUACCGGAAUUGGGUAUGAAACUGCAAAAUGGAUUGCUAUGUUGGGUGCAAAGGUCAUCAUUGCAUGCAGAUCAGAGGACAAAGCUUUAGAGGCAAUAAAAAGAAUGAAAGAGGAAUACGCUACAGAAAAACAAAAGGGAACCAAAGGAAUCAUUCAAGACGGCGAUAUAAAUGUAACAUUUAUGCAGGUUGAUUUGGCCUCCCUGCAGUCUACAAAGAAAUUUAUUGAAAAUUUCAAAUCUUCUGGUCAAAAGUUGCACACGCUAGUUUGUAAUGCUGGUUUGGGAUUUCUUCCACUGCAAAUGACAGAAGACGGAAACGAAUUGGUAUUUCAGACCAACUAUCUAAGCCAGUUCCUUAUAUGCGUACAUCUAAUACCUCUGAUGGAAAGUUCAGGUUUAGACGAUUGUAGAAUAAUAAUGGUUUCAAGUAGUGUCCAUGAUUUCGCACCACCGUUUGACAUUUCAAAAGUUCAAGGAAAAGAUUUGAAACCAAGUUCUUAUGACGAAAUGGGAUAUUAUGCUUAUAGUAAACUGUAUCAGGUUAUGCAGAUGUAUUUUAUGAAUAAAAGGUUGAAAGACACUAAUGUGUCAAUCAUAUCUAUUCAUCCUGGAAUUGUGAAAACAGGGUUUCAGAGGAAUUUCGACAAAUCUGGUGCUUGUUGUAUUACGUCAGUUGUUAAAUGCUUUAUUUGCUGUGGUUGCGCUAGAAAUGCUUUCAAAGGAGCAGAAACUGAGAUUUACACUGCAAUAGCACCUGAGCUCAAAGGAAUAAGAGAUGUCUACUAUGUAGAUUGUAAACCAAAAACUACAGCUAGCCAGUCAAGAAAUACUGAAAAUCAAGAAGCAUUACUUAAACUUUCUCUCGAGCUGUUGAAAGACUAUAUUCCGGACAGUUUAGCUCAGAGGUGGUCACCGAUCACAUAAAAAACUGUAUUUCUUAACUAGUGUUUGUAAAUUUGUCAAUUUAUUGUAAAUAACAUUGUAUAACACCAUUGUGCUAUCUGAAGAUGUUACCUUCUUUAUAGGACUAUGCCGUGUUAUGUUCGUCUAUCCAUGUUAUUUGAAACAUUAAGAAAAAAGAUACUUUCUCCAGAAAUAUGUAAUUAUCUUGUGCUUAAUGACAUGUAUGCUCCCUUUUAUUUUUCGUUGUAAUCGUAUUAUAUCCGUUGUCUUUGUCUAGUGGUAUUGCUUUAUGUCGUGCGUUUUCUCCUAACUUCGUGAUUUUUUCCAAUGUCUGUAUUGCUUUGAAGUGCUUUUAAAAUGUAAUAAAAAUAUCCGUACUUUAACUUAAUGGUCCGCUGCAUAUAGGAUGCGAAUAAAAAAAUAAUUCUUAUAUAUGAAAAUAACACUUUGCGUAUAUCGAGCAUCUUUUGGACUUUUAUUGAUUUACCUUUAUCAAACCCAAACAUUUGGAAACCAAGGAUGUAUAAAACAUGAAUAUGUAAGGAGCUACAUGUUGAAGUAAGACUACAUUAGAUUAUCGAUUUUCGAUGCGUAAACCGGUUGAAAAGAGACAAAUCAAUGUGAAGAACAAAUAAUGAAGAACCUUAAAAUGUCCAAAUCUAUCUAAGGUCCAUUUUGUCUGAGAUAGAUAAGAUCUUACUUUCUUAAUUUUAGCAA